AGAAAGAGGAUUAGGCUGUUGAAUGCUUUCACCUCUGUCUCUAUAACCACAGCUCUGCAAAAGAGCCUUCUCUUUCUUCUACCGUCUCUCUCUCUCUCCUUCUUCCUUCUCUGAUCAUCACACAAUGCGAGUCUUCCCCAACUCUUCCAUGACGAUUCUCUCUGUUCUCCUCACAACCCUUCUCCUCUCUCUCCCUCUCCCUUCAACCCAAGACCUCAACGCCGACAGAGCCGCUCUUCUCUCUCUCCGUUCCGCCGUCGGCGGCCGCACAUUCCGCUGGGACAUUAGACAGACCUCGCCCUGCAACUGGGCCGGCGUCAAAUGCGACAACAACCGAGUCACCGCCCUCCGUCUCCCCGGCGUCUCUCUCUCAGGCACCAUCCCGAACGGUGUUUUCGGAAACUUAACUCGUCUCCGAACACUGAGCCUCCGUCUCAACGCCCUCACCGGCUCUCUCCCUCUCGAUCUAACCACCUCCUCUGAUCUCCGUCACCUCUACCUGCAAGGAAACAGAUUCUCCGGCCAAAUACCCGAGAGCUUGUUCAGUCUCACUAACCUCGUGAGGCUUAACCUCGCUGAGAACAGCUUCACUGGCGGAAUCUCUUCAAGUUUUAAUAACCUCACGAGGUUAAAGACUCUGUUUCUUCAAGAUAACAACCUCUCCGGUUCAAUCCCUGAUCUUGAUUUACCGUUGGUUCAGUUCAACGUAUCUAACAACUCACUGAACGGAUCAAUACCAAAGAAUCUUCAGAGAUUCGAGUCCGGUUCGUUUCUUCAGACCUCACUCUGCGGCAAGCCGCUCAAGAUUUGCCCUGAUGAGGAGACUGUACCGAGCCAGCCUACUUCCGGCGGAAACAGAACACCGCCAAGUGUCGGAGGAAGCAAUGAGAAGAGAAAAAACAAACUCUCCGACGGAGCUAUCGCCGGAAUUGUGAUCGGAAGCGUCGUUGGUUUCUCUUUGAUCGUUCUGUUACUGAUGGUACUCUGCCGGAAGAGAUCAAGAGCCGUCGACGGUUCAACUAUCAAACAGCAAGAACCCGUAGUCCCUCGGGAAGCGGCGGCGGAGAACGGGAACGGGUACUCGGUGACCGCCGCGGCAGCCGCGGCGAUGACUGGGAACGCGAAAGCUGGAGAAGUGGCCGGUCCGGCGGCUAAGAAGCUUGUGUUCUUUGGUAAUGCUACUAAGGUUUUCGAUCUUGAGGAUUUGCUGAGAGCUUCGGCAGAGGUUCUUGGGAAAGGAACGUUUGGGACGGCGUAUAAGGCGGUCCUUGACGCGGUUACGGUUGUGGCGGUGAAGAGGCUGAAGGAUGUGGUGAUGCCGGAUAAAGACUUCAGGGAGAAGAUUGAGUUGGUUGGUGCGAUGGAUCAUGAGAACUUGGUGCCGUUAAGGGCUUACUAUUUGAGCAGAGACGAGAAGCUUCUUGUCUAUGACUUCAUGCACAUGGGAAGCUUGUCUGCUCUCUUACAUGGAAACAGAGGAGAAGGAAGGACUCCAUUAACCUGGGAUGUACGUUCACGAAUUGCUCUUGGUGCAGCUCGUGGCUUAGACUACCUUCACUCACAAGGAACCUCCAUCUCUCACGGCAACGUUAAAUCCUCAAACAUCCUCUUAACCAAGUCCCACGACGCCAAAGUCUCGGACUUUGGCUUGUCCCAGCUCGUAGCUGCCUCCAGUACAACUCCAAACCGUGGUACGGGUUACCGUGCGCCUGAAGUAACCGAUCCGAAACGCGUGUCGCAGAAGGGUGACGUGUACAGCUUCGGCGUGGUGCUUCUUGAGCUGAUCACCGGUAAGGCUCCUUCGAACUCGGUGAUGAAUGAGGAAGGAGUUGAUCUGCCGAGAUGGGUUAAGUCGGUGGUGAGAGAUGAGUGGAGGAGAGAGGUUUUUGACUCGGAGCUGCUUAGUUUGGAAAGGGAGGAAGAAGAAAUGAUGGAGGAGAUGGUGCAGCUAGGGAUUGAGUGUACUUCACAGCAUCCGGACCAGAGGCCUGAGAUGGCUGAAGUGGUUAGCAAGAUUGAGAGUUUGAGACGGUCUGGUCCUGAUCAAGUGGAUGAAGCUUAUUGAUUUGAGAAUUAAUAAUUAGAUUUUUAAUUAUUAAUAGUCUAAGUUAAUGGUUGGGGGCAAAAUUGAUAUGAGUUAUUGGUUUUAGAAUCUUUCAAUUUUGAAAUUUUUAACUUAUGUUUUUGACCCCACUUGCUAAAAGGAGAUGGGGUUUAGUGGUAACUCUGCUGGCAUUUGCAUUUGUUUGUUUGUGUUGGGCGUGAGGAUUUGGUGGUGAUUGUAAUUAUUGUUACUUUGUCUUUCUUGAAUAUUUUUUAUUUUAAUUAAGUUAUAUA
Molecule: messenger RNA, 2337 nt
Organism: Brassica oleracea var. oleracea
Lineage: Eukaryota; Viridiplantae; Streptophyta; Magnoliopsida; Brassicales; Brassicaceae
Product: probable inactive receptor kinase At1g48480
Exons: 2
Coding region: 125-2065 (646 amino acids)
Biological process (GO): protein phosphorylation
Molecular function (GO): protein kinase activity; protein binding; ATP binding
Source: RefSeq, a predicted model, not a curated record